AGAAAAUUCGAUCAACGGCAUGAGCGGUUGGAAUGGAAGUGGUGUAGUGUAAUUUUACACCACUAAUCACUAUGCAUCAUUCUCCUUAUCAAUCGAAGUUCACGGCGGCUUGAAAUAAAAGAUAAAGGCAUAAUUUUAUCAUUAAAACUCCGGUCGCCGCUAAGAUUAACUCACUGCCAAUCGUUACAUGGUGGUGCGAGAUUUUUAAACGUAAACAAAAUCUCAUUUUAUCAUUACGGUAUUUUUUUAUAUCCUUGUUUUCUUCUUUUACGUAUCUACUUUUGCCCAAAAUGGCAAAAUCGAAGUACAGAAAGCGACCCACGAUGUUGCUACGCAUUUAUUCUCUGGGCGUAUUGGCCCUGGAUCUUUGCUCUCUCUGCAUCGGAAUAUGGUUUGCAGUGAUUGUCGCCCUGUUCAGAACACUCAGGCCUCCUCCCUUGAAAAGUCUACAAGGAGAAGUUGCUAUGGUAAUAGGUGCUGGCCGCGGGGUUGGAAGAGAGAUAGCUCUUCAACUUUGUCAGCUUGGAGUAACAGUGGCUUGCAUCGAUAUAAAUAUGGAGACUUGUGAGGCAACUACAAAACGCGCUCGUCAAACGGGUAUAGCAAGUUCUUACGUAUGCGAUGUGACUGACAGGGAACAAGUAGAUCAUAUUGUUGAAAAAGUUAGAUCCGAACUAGGUGAAGUUACGAUGCUUCUACAUUGCUGUGGCGUUCCCAGUCCACGUGCUUUGAUUCAUGAUCCUCCAGAAAUUCGCGAAACCAUGGAUGUCUCGGUACUCAGUCAUUUCUGGCUUCUAGAUUCAGUGCUGCCCUGCAUGCAACGUAUGGGCCGUGGCCACGUUGUGGUUUUAUCUUCAGUAGCGGGCUUGUCUGGUGGCGCGAGUCGAGGUGGUAGAGUGCCACUUUCCACGGCCCAAUUUGCUGUUCAAGGUUUAGCAGAGUCCCUACACACCGAGCUUAGGCAUUCGAAUAGUAAUAUAAUGGUCACGCUAAUUCACGUAUAUCCGUUUAUCGUCGGUGCCGAAGUUGCUAAGGAUAUUCGAUUCAGAAUUCCGAGUUAUUUUGGAACGAUGCCAGCUGCGGAAGCUGCCAAACAGAUAUUGGAUGGAGUUCGACGAAAUUAUGCAGAGUUCAGCGUACCGGGGUAUCUUCUCUACCUUGGUCACAUUCUCAGAAUACUUCCGAAGAAGGCAUCGUUCAUGCUGAGAGAUCUAUUGGACACUGGUGUUGAUUUUGCAUGAUUGAAUAACAUUCGAUUUGUUGAAAAAAAAAAAAAAUUUAUAUUACAUACAUACGUAUCUGUGAAAUAGUUUCAUUUUUAUACGCAAAUGGGGCUUGAAUAAUUUUGUAAAUAUCAACAAUAUUGCGAUUGUUUGUUAGAUCCCCGCUUCAAUUUUAAUCCAUGUCUAAUUAAGCCCCGUUCUAAAUAGCUAUAGGACUAUACAGACCACAUUAUGAUUUGUAUUUAUACAUUUACUAUAUUGUACAUAAUUCAGCGUAAUUAGGUUUUAGUCUACUAAAAGACUGACAAGCCAUAUCCAGUAUACUGUAAGAAACUGCAAACUUUGGAUAUAAAUACGCAAAUCAAAAUUAUUUAUGAAGUAAAGAAUUCAUAUGCAGAUUUAUUAACAAAGCAGAGAGGAAAAAUGUUAACCAGGUAAAAAUUCGGGCAACGAAUUUUUCCGGAUCUUGUUUUUGUUUCUAUUAGUUUUUGUUCUUUCCGUCUGUAAUUUGGAAUUUUUACUAUUCAGAACACUAAAAGUGCGUAAAUAUAAACUAUACUCUUUAAACUUGACUUGCGAAUAAUUCCAAUAUCUCCAAUAUAUAUACACAGUUUCCAGUGACUUCGCAAACUCUUAAUUAUAAACAUUAUUUUCAUACGUGGAAAAUAUCUAUUUUUUUUGUGCUUUUAUAGAUUUAUCAUCAUCUUACUAAGUGAUAAUAGUACUAAUAAUCUAGUACUUGCCUCGAAUAAUAAACAAUCCAGAAUAAACAGCCAUGUUUGAAUUUCUUGAAUGAUUGCCACUGUAACUUGAAUUUCAAGCUUACCUAUAUUCACUUUGUAGUCUCAUAGUUGAUGAAAUGUAAAC
Molecule: messenger RNA, 2090 nt
Organism: Neodiprion virginianus
Lineage: Eukaryota; Metazoa; Arthropoda; Insecta; Hymenoptera; Diprionidae
Product: 17-beta-hydroxysteroid dehydrogenase 13-like
Exons: 7
Coding region: 291-1241 (316 amino acids)
Cellular component (GO): lipid droplet
Molecular function (GO): oxidoreductase activity, acting on the CH-OH group of donors, NAD or NADP as acceptor
Source: RefSeq, a predicted model, not a curated record